CUCACCCUUUUCCCUCCACAUUUUAGAACAGCCCACUCUUCCCCAUUGGCUAUUAUCUGAUCUUGGGGGUAUUUCUUUGUGCUUUAUAUUUUGGGCUCUUCGAUGCGCUGAACAUUGCAGUAAAUUGAUUGUAAAGCAGGUUCAGAAAACUUUAUCAUGGCAUCUCUGGGGCUUCUCUUGCUUGUUGCAGCAGUGGUUCACCUCUGCACUGCAGAACAACAGCCACUAAAGGUGACCACCAUCAAGGAAGAACCAUACACAAUGUCCAAAGGCUCAGAUUUUGAAGGCUUCUGUAUGGACUUGCUAUCUUUACUUGCAAACAAAUUGGGCUUCAAGUACAACAUCCGCCUGGUGAAAGAUGGAAAAUAUGGGUUAAAGGACAAGAGCGGCAACUGGGCUGGGAUGGUUGGAGAGGUUGUGAGAGGGGAAGCAGAUCUGGCCCUGGCUCCACUUACCCUCACUGCUGUUCGGGAGGAAGCUGUGGACAUGACCAAACCAUUCAUGCAGACCGGUCUUAGUUUUAUCAUGAGAAAAGACAUUGUCUCAGAUGAUUCCCAAUAUCUUAGCUUUUUAAACCUUUUCUCCAGUGAGAUGUGGAUCAGCCUCCUGGUUGCUUAUCUACUUACCUCUAUCUGUAUCUUUUUGGUGGCUCGAAUUAGCCCAUCUGAAUGGAGCCAGCCACAAGUGGAGGAAAAUCAGUUUACUAUCUCACACAGCUUUUGGUACACUAUUGGAGCCUUAUCACUUCAAGGUGCUGGUCCACACCCUAAGGCCUUCUCAGGUCGAGUAAUUACUGCCAUCUGGUGGUUAUUUUCAUUAGUUGUCUUGGCCUGCUACUUUGCCAACCUUAUCUCUUGGUUACACAUGGAUAACAAGCAGCUCUCAAUUAAGAGUUUUGAAGACCUGGCGAACCAAAAUGUCAUUGAUUAUGGCACAAUGAAGGGUUCCUCCUCAUUGGCCUAUUUUAAGAACUCCAACAAUCCUACCUACCGGCGCAUUUUUGAAAACAUGGAGAGAAAACAGUCCUAUGCUGUGACAGUGGAAGAGGGAAUCCGUAUGGCUCUGGAGGGAAAGUAUGCCUUCAUUGGAGAGUCUGUGUCUCUGGACAUGGCUGCGACACGUUACUGCAACCUUAUACGUUGUCCUGAGGUCAUUGGCAUGAGAGGAUACAGCAUUGCAGUUCCUUUGGGCUUUCCCAUGCUGAAAAACCUGAGUGUAGCCAUCCUUCAGCUGAGCGAGUCCGGAGAACUGGAAUAUUUGCGUAAUAAAUGGUGGGCGAGCAGCUGUGUGGCAGAAAAGGCACAGGCCUCAUCUAUGAAACCAGGCAGCCUGAAGGGUGUCUUCCUUCUUUUGGCACUUGGCUUAGGGCUGGGACUCAUUCUGGCCUUCAUGGAGCUGUCUGUCAAAUCACGAAACAUUGCAAACGUACAGCAGAAAUCCUGUUGUUCCGUUUUGACUACUGAACUCGGUCAGCGGUUUGGAAAAAGGGAGGCGACCCAGGCAGAUCCUUCUGAGAAAAGCAAAGCUUAAAUUCACUCAUCAUUAUUAGAAAAAAGUUUCUGUUCAUACAAUCUGCCUAUUUUUGUGUUUCGAACAAAAGAUCCCUGCUUUCACUUUAGGAAAGGUUCUUUUAACUGCUCACAAAAAAAACAUCAUGUUAACAUUUUAAUGUACUACAAAAUGUUUGAUUUAAAAAAAUGUUUACUGACUAGUUUUAGAUUUGAAAAGCCACAAGGUAAUCAUUUAUGUACUCAUAUUGCACUAAUGGUAUAUGCAGAAUCGAUAUAGUAAAGUCUAUUUAAACAUUUUAGUUAUGUGAGCUGAAGUUUUUUUUACUGUAGAUGUGUGAAAAAAAUAACAUUUGGUUUAAAAUGUAUUAGAAAUAAGAAAAGUGAAGGACUGUGUCAAAUAUAAGAAUGCUUCAAGACUUCUUACUUUUAUACAAUAUGGAAGUUCUGAGUAAUAAAUGCAUGGCUAAAUCAUUA
Silurus meridionalis is the source of this 1985-nucleotide messenger RNA. RefSeq lists its product as uncharacterized. Gene Ontology annotation, biological process: monoatomic ion transport; synaptic transmission, glutamatergic; modulation of chemical synaptic transmission. Gene Ontology annotation, molecular function: AMPA glutamate receptor activity; transmitter-gated monoatomic ion channel activity involved in regulation of postsynaptic membrane potential. Lineage: Eukaryota; Metazoa; Chordata; Actinopteri; Siluriformes; Siluridae. Bases 157 to 1530 code for a protein of 457 amino acids. The transcript has 10 exons. Gene Ontology annotation, cellular component: postsynaptic membrane; dendritic spine; plasma membrane. The record is from RefSeq and is a predicted model, not a curated record.